UUGAUUGAUCCGCGUCCAUUCCCUCUUCAGGUAAUUUUAACUUUCCGUUUGGUACAGACCACUCACACAUGCUUUCCCUGACAUGUGCUUAAGUCAGACACACUGAAAACUUCCACGUAACACCAGGGACUUGAAGUUCCCCACACAGAAGAGCUUGAACUUUCUCCAGAGCAUCUCAAAAGAGCAGUGAGGACCGGGGGCUCCGGGCCCCGCUCUUCGCGGCGGGACACACGGCGGGCCGCCCUCCGCAGCCGGAGGAAGGGGCGAGGCGUCGCGGGAACUCCCGCGUGACGCCACCGGGCGGUGGGCGGGGCAGGCCCAGCCGCCUCGACUCCCGGCCGGCGGCGCUAGCGCCCUCCCCCACCCGCAGAAAGGGCGGGCUGCCCCGAGGGGCCGGCUUUCCUGCCCCGGGCUUGGCAGAUUAGUGAGGGAUAGAGGAGUAAAGGGCAGCCGUCUCUUCACCGCCCGGAGCGUGCCCGCUUCACUUCUGGGGCUCGCGCGGAUCACGAGGCAAUCUUCGGAGCUGUGGUAAGAGGACCCUUCUUCCUUCGACGCGGGGCGCUGGGUCUGCCGCUACUUCCGGUCUGAAGCUGCGGGCUGAGAGAAGGCGUUUAGCCUGCGGGGCCACUGUGGCCAGACGGCUCUGGGGCUGUCUGAGGAAGGAGGCUGGGGCCGGGCUGAACGCGGCUGGAAGCGGACCGAACGGAGGACAACCUCGCCUCAGUGAUACGCUGUCCCGCGCUGAGGACUGGCCUCCUAGCGUCGGGCCCGCCCCGCGCAUGCGCUGAGUCAGCCCUGCGCUGUGGGGGCGCCGCGCGCGCGGUUCCCUGUGGAUUGUUUAGAUGAGCGCGGUCCGCGAAGCCUGCGCGAGGUGUGGAGAGGCGGAUGGCUGAGGGUCCUAGGGUGGGAGCCUGCGGACCUCUGCUUUGCACGUAUUUCAACUGUCCAAAUACAACUUCAUACCUAUACAAUGUAACAGAAAAGAUCAGAAAACAUUAGGCAAAUAGGAGUGUGGAGCAUAUUAAGCAAGAUGAACAUCUCUGGAAGCAGUUGUGGAAGCCCUAGUUCUGCAGAUGUAUGUAAUGACUUUAAGGAACUUUGGACAAAAUUAAAGGAGUAUCAUGAUAAAGAAGUACAAGGUUUACAAGUAAAAGUAACCAAACUGAAAAAGGAGCGAAUUCUAGAUGCACAGAGACUAGAAGAAUUCUUCACCAAAAAUCAACAGCUGAGAGAGCAACAGAAAGUCCUUCAUGAAACCAUCAAAGUUUUAGAAGAUCGAUUAAGAGCAGGAUUAUGUGAUCGCUGUGCAGUAACUGAAGAACAUAUGCGGAAAAAACAGCAAGAGUUUGAAAAUAUCCGGCAGCAGAAUCUUAAACUCAUCACAGAGCUUAUGAAUGAAAAGAAUACUCUACAGGAAGAAAAUAAAAAGCUUUCUGAACAGCUGCAGCAGAAAAUUGAGAAUGAUCAACAACAUCAAGCAGCUGAUCUUGAAUCUGAUGAGAAUGUUAUUCCAGAUUCACCAAUUACAGCCUUUUCAUUUUCUGGCGUCAGCCGACUACGAAGAAAGGAGAACCUCCAUGUCCGAUACUUGGAACAAGCACAUGCUAAACCAGACCACUCCAUGUGUACAGAUGAAUUGAAAAAAGUUCCAAAGUCUUCAACUCAUCCACAGCAUAAACCUAAUGAAAAUGAAAUUCUAGUGGCUGACACUUGUGAUCAGAGUGAAUCUCCUAUGCCUAAAACACAUGGAACGAACAGUUAUCCCACUGAUAAGUCACCUUUUAAUUUAGUUACAGUUGUUGCUGAAACAAUUGGACUUAGUGUUCAAGAAGAAGCUAAAUCUCAAGGUCUUGUGAGCCCUCUUUGUGAUGAGCUCUACCACUGUCUAGAAGGAGAUUACAAGAAACCACCUUUCGAAGAAUCUAGAAGAAAUAGUGAAGACAGUUUAAGGUUUUCAGAUUCUGAAUCAAAGACUCCUCCUCGAGAAGAAUUGACGACUCGGGUAUCAUCCCCUGUAUUUGGAGCUACCUCUAAUGUGAAAAGUAGUAUAGCUCUGAGUACAAGUUUGUCUCCUUCUCUUUUAGAGACUGAGAAAAAAAACCAUCUGAAAACACUGCCUUUCAACAACACAUCUAAUUCUAGAUCAGAGAAAACUAGAUCAAAAUCUGAAGAUAGUGCUCUUUUCACACAUCACAAUCUUGGGUCUGAAGUGAACAAGAUCAUUAGUCAGUCAUCUUCUAACAAGCAGAUGCUUAAAAAUAAAAAUGUAAGUGAAUCCAUAAGUGAACAGGAUAGUGUGGAUCACAUUAAAGAUGCUAUUACUGAUAGAGAGAGCCAUGUGGUAGCCCUGAAACCAUUGGGAGGCAGACCGUCCAAAAGGAAAAUUGAGGAGGAAAGUGAAGAUGAAGUAAACUAUCCACAAGCCUCUUUUGAUAAAGAAAAUGCUUUUCCUUUUCUGCUGGAUAAUCUUUCUUCCAUGAAUGGAGACCAUGUGAUGGAUAAACCUCUGGAUCUGUCUGAUCGAUUUUCAGCUGUUCAGCGUCAAGAGAAAAGCCAAGGAAGUGAGACCUCUAAAAUCAGAUUUAGGCAGGUGACUCUCACGGAGGCGUUGAAGCCCAUUCCAAAGGGCCCCUCUUCAAGCCGUAAGACCCUGAGUGGGAGCUGUGUGCUAACCAGAGAUUCCCCAGAGAAGCCCUGUUUACAGGAGUACAUCCUCCAGUCCUUGAGUAAAUCCUCUCCAGACAAUAAAACACCAUUACAAAUAAAGGAAGAAAAUCCUAUCUUUAAAAUUCCUCUACAUCCACAUGAAAGUUUGGAGACAGAGAGUCAUUUCGAGGACUUGAAGGGCACUGGUUCUCAUGAGCCAGUAAAAAUAACCAGGUCAGUCCGUGGAGCAUGUGAACUUGCAUCAGUUGUUCAGUUAAAUCCAUGUAGAAUUGCUAAAACAAAGUCUCAACAAAACAACCAAAAUGUAUCCUUUGAAAAUAUCCAGUGGAGUAUAGAUCCAGGAGCAGACCUUUCUCAGUAUAAAAUGGACAUUACAGUAAUAGAUACAAAGGAUGGCAGUCAGUCAAGAUUAGCAGGAGGAGAGACAGUGGACAUGGACUGUACGUUGGUUAGUGAAACUGUGCUUUUAAAAAUGAAGAAGCAAGAGCAGAAGGGAGAAAAAAGUCCACAUGGAGAAAGAAAAUUGAAUGACAGCUUGGAAGAUAUGUUUGAUCGGACAACACAUGAAGAAUAUGAAUCCUGUUUGGCAGAUGGUUUCUUCCAAGUAGCAGAAGAAGAGGAAUUGUCAGCUACCACAAAGACACCAAACACUCGUGGUGAUAAGCAAGAUAAAGUAAAACAGAAAGCAUUUGUGGAACCGUAUUUUAAAGAUGAUGAAAGAGAGACUAGCUUACAAAAUUUUCCUCAUAUUGAGGUAGUUCGGAAAAAAGAAGACAGACGAAAAUUGCUUGGACACACAUGUAAAGAAUGUGAAAUUGUAAGUACUUGUGUAAAUACUGUACAGUUGGGUUUUUUUUUUAAUGUGGCUUUAUAGAUCAUAAAUGCAAAA
Messenger RNA from Manis javanica (Malayan pangolin), 3556 nucleotides. The record is from RefSeq and is a predicted model, not a curated record. NCBI's taxonomy places the organism in Eukaryota, Metazoa, Chordata, Mammalia, Pholidota, Manidae.